Messenger RNA from Macaca mulatta (Rhesus monkey), 3575 nucleotides. It is a transcript of the gene OPALIN, whose product is annotated as oligodendrocytic myelin paranodal and inner loop protein. The record is from RefSeq and is a predicted model, not a curated record. Lineage: Eukaryota; Metazoa; Chordata; Mammalia; Primates; Cercopithecidae. Gene Ontology annotation, cellular component: cell-cell contact zone; plasma membrane.
GGCUGCAGAAGGCCCCAAGCUCUCAGGCCAGCUGUGGCUUCUUUGCUGAGAUGGAGGUAUAGCCAAGAAAGCAGCCUGAAAAGUAAGAAGGACAAAAAGUCAAGGCAAAGAGGGUGGGUGAACCAGGCCAUACACGGUGGCCAUGGAGCAGCAGCCCAUCUUUCCCGAGGGAUGGACUGAGGGCUUGGCUACUCCCCUGACCAUAAAUGGCUUGACUAGGGUUCUCUUGGAGCCACCUCUCAGCCUGCCUCUGCAGCUUUGUCAGCUAACUGUUCCUACAAAUGAAAGACACAAGCCAAUAACGCCAGCGAGAAAGGAGUUUGCCAAAGGCAGUGUACGAAGAAGGUUCUUGGGAGACUAUCAGAAAUGACUCCAUAUUUGUUGGAGAGAUGAGACCAGCUACUAAGUGAGGGGAGGAAAGAGAAGGGUUUGCUGCUCGCCUGUCCUCCUGGCCACUUCAGCUCCAGCAGCCUAGAACCUCUGCCUCAGAUGCAGCAAAAACAGAAGCCUUGCCUUGCCCAGAGUUUUUCACUGAACUUCACCCUGCCGGCGAACACAACAUCCUCUCCUGUUACAAGUGGGAAAGAAACGGACUGCGGGCCCUCUCUUGGAUUAGCGGUGGCCAUCCCCUCCCUGGUGGCCACAGCCCUGCUGGUGGCUUUACUAUUUACUUUGAUUCACCGAAGAAGAAGCAGCAUUGAGGCCAUGGAGGAAAGUGACAGACCAUGUGAAAUUUCAGAAAUUGAUGACAAUCCCAAGAUAUCUGAGAAUCCUAGGAGAUCACCCACACGUGAGAAGAAUACGAUGGGAGCACAAGAGGCCCACAUAUAUGUGAAGACUGUAGCAGGAAGCGAGGAACCUGUGCAUGACCCUUACCGUCCUACUAUAGAAAUGGAAAGAAGGAGGGGAUUGUGGUGGCUUGUGCCGAGACUGAGCCUGGAAUGAUGCAGCUCAGUCAAGGAGCAGACCUGGCACUGGAACAGGGUUGAAAACCCAGGGUUUUUACUUGGAGAGGAGAGAUGCCAAGCUGCUUCUUAAUCAAUCCAAAUUUCAUUUACAGAUCUGGAACACUUUGGGGCUGAUUUGUCUCUUUAGGGGACAUCCCCAAUAUGGUUAAUUCCAACUCUCAGACCUUGUGCUUUAGUUAGUACAUGUGACUCACCAGAUGGGGUCCUUAGAUCCUGUUCCUGCUCCCAAUGGGAAUUUGCUUUUCUUUGUCAUUUUGGGAAAGGGGCUUGGUUUCUGAGUGUCUUGUCUUCUCAUUCUUUUUUUUUCAUAUCCUUUUUCUCAAAAAAGCCAUCAGCUCUGACUUUCAUGGAAGUGUUGCCAAGGUCAGCCUGGUGCAAGUUGGGAUAUAAAUGAAACUUAUGCAGGAUGUAUGAGAGGAAGCAGUUAAUUGUUUCUGAAUAUCUCAGGGUAGAAAUCACGUGGAACCACACAUUCCCUGACCACAGGGAAGCACAUGGCUCAGUCACGUCAUACAGCAGUGGAAAGAAUAUGGAUUCUUAAGUCACACCUACCACUGAGCAGCUGUAUGACUUUGGAGAAGUUGUUUAACAUUUCCAAGCCUCAGUUUUUGCUUUUUUAAAGGAGGGGAAAUAUUUGCCUCAUGUCAUAAUUAAAAAGAUUAAAUAAGAAAUAAAAGGAAGUGUCUGCUACUUAGUUGCCAGUCAAAAUGUUAGUUCUCUCUCUCUGCCCCCUUCCUCCUACCUCUUCCCAUACUGCUUGCCUGAUAAAAUAGCUAGUCACCAGCAUUUGUUCCCCAUAGUCACAGGAUCACACAAGGGAACAUUUAGGGCAAACUUUCAGCAAGGCCUGUGGUCCAAAUUGUUAUCUAAAGAUGAUUCUAGGUGUUGCUGGUAGUAUGUGAAUCUUCCAAUCUAGGUGUGAUCUUGUCCUCAUAUGAAUCAGGAAAAGCCAGGUUCUUACAAGUUCCAAAUUCCAAAUACAGAGACUAGUGGUGUUACAUUUAACCUUAAAGAUAUUAAUGUUGAUGGAAAUUCAUGUUUCAUAUUAAAACAACACUUUGUCUUUACAAUGAAACAUUUUGCUUAAUUUUUAAAGUAAGACAUCAUGAUACCUCUGGUGGCAGCUCCUCAAAUAACUUUAACUUUUGUGCUUUAGGGAUAGUUGUUAAACUUACAGUUUCUUUUAUGUUAUUUUUUAAAGGCUUCAGAUUAAACAAGAGCCCUUAAGCCCAUGCAUAGCAUUGCCGCUUCAGCUUGCUGAGGACUCUCUCCAAGGAGGCCAAAUGGAAAAGGAGAGGCCACUUCAAGUGGUGUUGGCUCAUUGAGCCUAUUGGGCAAACUAUAACCAGGUUGCCUUAUUCUGUGUGGAUUACUGCAGGAUAGGCCACCCUCCAGCGUUCUCUUAUCCCAGUAACUCCUCUUCCCAUUUUCCAAUCCCUCCCCAGCCUUUUUUUUCCCCCCUUCUGUACUCUUCUUUUGCCUUCAAUACAAAUUUCAUUUCCUCUGUGACUUUGGGCAGACUUCCUUCUAGCAUGUGUCAGCUACCCCACCACCCAGCUGGCCUAGGAGACACAUCAUUCAUUGCUCCUUCUUGUGUCUGUAAUCAGAGAGUAUUUAAGGAGGGCAGUUCUGUGAUGGACUCUGUGUGUGUGUGUGUGUUGAAAGUAAAGAUGGCUGGGGGAAGGCAAGAGUUUCUCCAAGAUAUUAUUAGAAAUGAGGGCUCUAUCUAUUCUGUGGGAAUGGAGAAAAGACCCAAGUCCUUGGAUAUCAUGGGGAAAAGCUGUGUGGCAGAAAGAAAAAUCAAGAGGACCCAAGUGGAUGGAGACAGAACCACAGGAAUGGGCUUUCACUUUCACUCCCAUGAGGAGGCUUCCAGGCAGCCUGGUUCCUCCCAGGGGGAAGGCCUGGGUCCAGGGCAUCUUAAGUUCAUCCACCAGCUCCGUGAGCCACACAGAUAUCCCAGAAAAUAUUCCUUUCUUACACAAGGCUUCUGAUUGCUCAGAAACGUGCCCCUCUUCCCUGAAUAACCAAGAACAUGUUCUAUAAACCCAGUCUCUGCCACAUGUCAACACCUGCUCUUCAAAGCCCCUUCUGAAACUCAGUUUUGUGCCAAGUCUUCUGGAUCUAAUUACCUUAAACAAGCAGAUUUAGCCAUUUCUAAAGAGACGUGCCCAGUCAUCCUGGUGCUUGUACUUCUCUUGCAUGUCAUGAAGGACCUUGGAUUUACUGAGAACUCAGCCGUGGCCUUGGCUUUGAUACUUACAUGUGUCAGCCCUUGGGCCGAUUGUUGAUCAUCCAGAGCCUCAGUUCUGUACUUGUGAAAUGGAGACAGCAGUUCUCAUCCCCCUAGCCCAUGGAGUGGUUGUGAAGCUGGAUUGAAAUAUGCAUGUGACUAAGCCAUGUAGCUAAAAGUGAGGGAUGACUUGUAUUUUGGAUCACUUAUUUUAAUUCUACUUAUAAUCCAUGGCUUAGAAUCUUUAUUUAAACAUUGUUUCUAUCAAACUAGAAAGGUUCAGCAUUUCUGUCAUUUACUUCUGCUAUGAUACCCAAGAACUUAUGUUGGCAUGAAGUGAAAAAUAAAAUGGUCAUUCUUAUGAACCUACAAAA